Zootoca vivipara (common lizard) is the source of this 1581-nucleotide messenger RNA. The record is from RefSeq and is a predicted model, not a curated record. NCBI's taxonomy places the organism in Eukaryota, Metazoa, Chordata, Lepidosauria, Squamata, Lacertidae.
AUGUCUAAAACCAGUACUGUGAUCUGGAUGCCCUACCAAGAGUGUGGAGAGAACAUACGUCAGAACUCCCAGUCCUCUUCUCAUCAGAGAAAGAGGUUCCUUCAGAGGAAUAGUCUCACUUCACACGAAAGAACACAGAGGAGGGAGAAAUUGUAUCAGUGCAGAGAAUGUGGAAAGAGCUUCAGUUUCAAGAAGAAUCUCACUUCCCAUCAAAGAAUUCAUACAGGGGAGAAACCCUAUCAGUGCUUUGAAUGUGGAAAAAGCUUCAGCCACAGCCACCAUCUCACUUCCCAUCACAUAAUUCAUACAGGGGAGAAACCCUAUCAGUGCUUGGAAUGUGGAAAGAGCUUCAGUUACAAUGGUGAUCUCACUUCCCAUCACAGAAUUCAUACAGGGGAGAAACCCUAUCAGUGCUUGGAGUGUGGAAAGAGCUUUCGUCUGAGCGCCUGUCUCACUUCCCAUCACAGAAUUCAUACAGGGGAGAAACCCUAUCAGUGCUUGGAAUGUGGAAAGAGCUUCACUCAUAGCUCCAAUCUCACUUCCCAUCACAGAAUUCAUACAGGGGAGAAACCCUAUCAGUGCUUGGAGUGUGGAAAGAGCUUUCGUCUGAGCGCCUAUCUCACUUCCCAUCACAGAAUUCAUACAGGGGAGAAACCCUAUCAGUGCUUGGAAUGUGGAAAGAGCUUUCGUCUGAGCGCCAAUCUCACUUCCCAUCACAGAAUUCAUACAGGGGAGAAACCCUAUCAGUGCUUGGAAUGUGGAAAGAGCUUCAGUCACUCUAGCCAUCUCACUUCCCAUCACAGAAUUCAUACAGGGGAGAAACCCUAUCAGUGCUUGGAAUGUGGAAAGAGCUUCAGUCAGUCUAGCCUUCUCACUUCCCAUCACAGAAUUCAUACAGGGGAGAAACCCUAUCAGUGCUUGGAAUGUGGAAAGAGCUUUCGUCUGAGCGCCGAUCUCACUUCCCAUCACAGAAUUCAUACAGGGGAGAAACCCUAUCAGUGCUUGGAAUGUGGAAAGAGCUUUCGUCUGAGCGCCGAUCUCACUUCCCAUCACAGAAUUCAUACAGGGGAGAAACCCUAUCAGUGCUUGGAAUGUGGAAAGAGCUUCAGUUGCAGCACAUCUCUCACUUCCCAUCACAGAAUUCAUACAGGGGAGAAACCCUAUCAGUGCUUGGAAUGUGGAAAGAGCUUCACUCAUAGCUCCAAUCUCACUUCCCAUCACAGAAUUCAUACAGGGGAGAAACCCUAUCAGUGCUUGGAAUGUGGAAAGAGCUUCACUCAUAGCUCCGAUCUCACUUCCCAUCACAGAAUUCAUACAGGGGAGAAACCCUAUCAGUGCUUGGAAUGUGGAAAGAGCUUUCGUCUGAGCGCCGAUCUCACUUCCCAUCACAGAAUUCAUACAGGGGAGAAACCCUAUCAGUGCUUGGAAUGUGGAAAGAGCUUCACUCAUAGCUCCAAUCUCACUUCCCAUCACAGAAUUCAUACAGGGGAGAAACCCUAUCAGUGCUUGGAAUGUGGAAAGAGCUUUAGUCGCAGCCACCAUCUGACUUCCCAUCAAAGCAUUCAUCACAAAACCCACUGA